This is a messenger RNA of Plasmodium malariae, 1284 nucleotides long. Its product is annotated as zinc finger protein, putative. Bases 1 to 1284 code for a protein of 427 amino acids. NCBI's taxonomy places the organism in Eukaryota, Apicomplexa, Aconoidasida, Haemosporida, Plasmodiidae. Gene Ontology annotation, cellular component: nucleus. The record is from RefSeq and is a predicted model, not a curated record. The transcript has a single exon.
AUGGGGAGAAAAAAGCGCAAGGUAAAUAUAGAACUGAAACCAUUUUGCUACUAUUGUGAUAGAGAAUUUGAUGACGAGAAAAUUCUUAUUCAACAUCAAAAGGCAAAACAUUUUAAAUGUUUACAAUGUAAUAGAAAAUUAGAUAUAGCAAGUGGAUUAAUAGUUCAUAUGAUGCAAGUACAUAAAACCAAUUUAAGAGCAGUGCCUAAUGCCUUACCAAAAAGAAAUGAUCCUGAGAUUAUUAUAAGAGGGAUGAAUGGAGUACCAACAGAAAUAAUAGAAGAAAAUUUAAAUAAGUUAAAACAAAAAUUAGGAGAUAAGAAUAUUAAAAGACAACAAAGAGUAAAUUGGGCGCAAGUAGCUAUGGCACCUACAAUGGAACAAUUUUUACAACAAGCUCAGAUGGGAAAUUUCUCCUUCCCUGGUUUUAAUUCACCCCUUAUACCAACAAAUAAUUUAUUACCAAAUAGUGGUAAUAGUUAUACCACUACUAAUAAUAGUAAUAGAAACAAUAAUAGUAAUAGUAAUAAUAAUAGUAAUAGUUACAAUACUAGUAAUGGUAACAGUACUAGUAAUGCUAACAAUAACAAUAAUGCUAACAAUAACAAUAAUGCUAACAAUAAUAGUAAUAAUAGCAAUUGUAAUAAUAGUACCUUAGAUUUAAAAAACAGAAAAAAUAUACCAGCUAUGCCUUUUUAUUUGCCUAAUAAUAAUAUAAAUAUGAUACAACCACCACCAUUAGGUGCUAAUAUGUAUUCUACUAUGAAUCAAAAAAAUACAACAUUACCAAACGUGCUCCCUCAUACGCCUUCAGGAAUUCCGCAUAACAAUGUAGCAUCCCUUGGUUUUACAGGAUUUCCUUCAAAUAUCCCACCUCUUCCUCCAAAUAGUUCACAAAAAUAUACACAAAAUAUGAACUUUUCAGGAUCUACUUUUCCAACUAAUUUAUCAACAAAUAUGUAUCAGUCAUCUCAUUCAAUUUAUAUGCCUCCAGGAAUGUGUCAACUACCUGAUCCUCCUUCAGCCCCACCCAUUAUGCCUCCAUCACCUUCACCUCCUAAUAUGUAUCCAUCGUCCACACCAGUAAUACCACCAUCAGCUACUCCACAAAAUAUGAAUCCUACAUCUCCUCAUUCUACCAGUUCAAAUAAUAUAGAUGCAAAAUUGGUUGAAACUGUAUCAGGGGAUAAGGAAAGUGCACGAAAUUCAAGUAAUGAAAGUACAAAAAAUAAUGCACAUCAUACGGAUAAUGGAAUAGCAGGAAGUAAUAAGACAUGUGAAUAA